GUUCGGAGUUUCGGACGUAGGUCGUAGUCGCACACCGCACACACGCAGUAAACGGCGUCCGCGUUUUGAGGUGUCCGCUCAGUGCUGUGACUGGUGCCGUGCUAUGCGUUCGCCGACGGUCAUCGUUUCGGGUGGUGCACGGGAUCGUCAUCGGUGCUGCAGUCGUCACUGCGUUUGACCGCUGCUAAGUGCUAAGUGUUUCACUGCGCGGAGUAGUAGGCGCGCGCGCCCGCGCAGAUGCACGUUACGACUAUUAUUAUAUUUCGUAUUUUUGAGUAGUUCGCCGGCACGUAUUAUAAUAGCAAACAUAAUAUAAUACGCUUAACGAGCUAAUAACAAAAACAACGGCGACAUAUUAUUUUAUAUAAUAGCGCGGCGGUAAUAUCAAUUUUAAAAUAUUAUAAUACCUAUAGUGCUUUUGACAAUAGUAUAAUAAAUAGCGCGGGCGACAUCAUGGCUGAGACGGUAAUAGUGUCGGACGACGCGACGGCGACCAGUACAUCGGCGCUCGUCGACCAGAUAAUYGUGGCCAAGACGUUCGCCAUGCUCGUCCUGGGCCUGGGCUCGUUCGUGCUGGGCGUUGUGCCCCUGAAGCUGACCAAGUGGUGGCGGAUGGAUCCCGCGGCCGCCGCGCCGUCACACCAAACCGGCGGUCACUCGCACGGAGGUGACUCGGCCACGGGYUCGCCGGCCGUGUCGCUGCUGCUGUGCUUCGGUGGCGGCGUGCUGUUGUUCACCACGCUGCUGCACCUGCAGCCUGAAGUCCGGGAGGGCGUCGGCCGGUUACAAAAGUCCGGACAGCUGCCCAACGGACAGGGCACCGAGCACCUGGGAGACCUGAUAUUCUGCGCCGGAUUUUUCAUGGUGUUCAUCGUGGACGAAAUCGUGCACUCGGUGCUGGACCGAUGCGCGGCCAGCCACGUGGACCGCAGCUCCGCCGAGGAGGUGCUGCACCGGUCGAUGAGUUUGAGGCGGCGGACCAUGUCCAUACCGAGAGCCUCACUGGCCGGCAGUGGUGGCUCGCCCAGCUCCGUUCCGUCGGUGACGGGUGGCAUGUCGGUGACCAGCAACAAGGAGUUGCUGCAAAACGAGUUGUCUUGUAAGCCACACGACAAGCGGUAUCGACCGGCGGCCUGGGAGUCCGGUGGCACGGCACCGUCGUCCAUUCGGUUCACGCAUCACCAGCAACGAGUCGACGACGAUGACACCGAAAAACAAAUGAAGCUGCAAAGCGGCGGCGGGCCCGGGGGCGUCGAUGGUGACCAUUCGUUCCGCGGACUGUUCGCUGUGCUGGCGCUUUCGUUUCACGAGGUGUUCGAAGGCUUGGCCAUAGGGCUGGAGGAGCGCGUCGACAACAUGUGGUACCUGUUUAUCGCCGUGGCCACGCACAAGCUGGUCAUCGCCUUCUGCAUAGGCCUGGAACUGGCCUGGUCCAAGACCCGGCGGCCCGUGCUCGUCAUGUACGUGGCCACGUUCGCCGUCGUCACGCCCGUGGGCAUUGUGAUCGGCAUGGUACUGGUACAGUGUGGCACUGGCGGUGCCGUGGACGGUUCUCCGGGACGCGUGGCCGUCAUCCUGCAGGGACUAGCCGCCGGCACGCUGCUGUACGUCGUAUUCUUCGAAGUGCUCGCCAGGCACAAACAGUCAGGAUUCUUGCACCUGUUGUCCAUAAUGUUCGGAUUCAGUAUUCUGCUCGUAAUGCAAAUGAUGAGUGAGUACAGCACUUAA
This is a messenger RNA of Diuraphis noxia (Russian wheat aphid), 1728 nucleotides long. RefSeq names its product zinc transporter ZIP1-like. Gene Ontology annotation, cellular component: plasma membrane. Gene Ontology annotation, biological process: zinc ion transmembrane transport. Gene Ontology annotation, molecular function: zinc ion transmembrane transporter activity. The record is from RefSeq and is a predicted model, not a curated record. NCBI's taxonomy places the organism in Eukaryota, Metazoa, Arthropoda, Insecta, Hemiptera, Aphididae.